CAAGGCCGGGGAGAGACGGGGAGGAGGAGGAGGCAAGAUGGCGGCCGUUGUGGAGAAUGUGGUGAAGCUGCUCGGCGAGCAGUACUAUAAGGACGCCAUGGAGCAAUGCCACAACUACAACGCCCGCCUGUGCGCCGAGCGGAGUGUCCGCCUGCCCUUUCUGGACUCGCAGACUGGCGUCGCCCAGAGCAACUGCUACAUCUGGAUGGAGAAGAGGCACCGUGGCCCCGGCCUGGCUUCUGGGCAGCUCUACUCCUACCCGGCGCGGCGCUGGAGGAAAAAGCGGCGGGCCCACCCCCCAGAGGACCCCCGGCUCUCCUUCCCAGCCAUCAAACCCGACACGGACCAGACCCUGAAGAAGGAGGGGCUGAUCUCUCAGGACGGCAGCAGCCUGGAGGCCUUGUUGCGCACCGACCCCCUGGAGAAGCGGGGGGUCCCCGAUCCCCGGGGGGCGGACGACGACAGCCUCGGCGAGUUCCCCGUCACCAACAGCCGCGCACGCAAGAGGAUCCUGGAGCCCGAUGACUUCCUGGACGAUCUGGAUGAUGAGGACUACGAGGAGGACACCCCCAAACGCCGGGGCAAGGGCAAAGCCAAGGGCAAAGGCGUGGGCAGCGCCCGCAAGAAGCUGGACGCUUCCAUCCUGGAGGACCGGGAUAAGCCCUACGCCUGUGACAAUAGUUUCAAACAAAAGCAAACCUCGAAAGCACCCCCGAGAGUCUGCGGGAAGCGCUACAAGAACCGUCCUGGGCUCAGCUACCACUAUGCCCACUCCCAUUUGGCGGAGGAGGAGGGCGAGGACAAGGAGGACUCGCAGCCGCCCACCCCCGUCUCCCAGCGGUCUGAGGAGCAGAAGUCCAAGAAGGGUCCCGACGGACUGGCCCUGCCCAACAACUACUGCGACUUCUGCCUGGGGGACUCCAAGAUCAACAAGAAGACGGGGCAGCCCGAGGAGCUGGUGUCCUGCUCUGACUGCGGCCGCUCGGGACACCCCUCCUGCCUGCAGUUCACCCCGGUGAUGAUGGCGGCCGUGAAGACCUACCGCUGGCAGUGUAUCGAGUGCAAGUGCUGCAACAUCUGUGGCACCUCCGAGAACGACGACCAGCUGCUCUUCUGUGACGAUUGUGAUCGUGGCUAUCACAUGUAUUGCCUCACCCCGCCCAUGUCCGAGCCGCCCGAGGGGAGCUGGAGCUGCCACCUGUGUCUGGACUUGCUGAAGGAGAAGGCCUCCAUCUACCAGAACCAGAACUCCUCCUGAUGGGCCCGCAGCCCCCACACAAACAGGCUCUGUCUCCCCCCACCCCCUCCUCCUCUUCCUCCUCUCCUUCCCACCCCCAACCCUCUCCUCACCCCCUAACCGCCCCUUUCCCAGGCCCCAGGGAGCCUCGGGAGGGGAGCGGCCCCUCCCCGGGUCGGAGGGCGGGCGGAGUCCGUGCCCGUCCCCUGGGGGAGGGAGCCAAGCCCCCCUCCGCUCCUCCCCGCUUCCUCCAAAGUGCAUUCACUCUGCCUGCCUUGGGUCCAGCCCGGCUCCCCCGUGUCCCUGCCGGGCCCCGGGGAGGGGUUGCCGGCUGUCACCCAGCGCUGCCCACUGGGACGCCCAGAACGGCCUCCGGAGCCGGGGAACCUCCGCGUUCCCAGCCCCCACUGCCCGUUGUGGGAAUGGCCCCGGGCCCCUGGGGUCCCCCCGGCCCCCACUCCACCCCGCACCUCACCCUCCCCGUCCGGACCCGGUACCCAAGCGGCCGGGGGCAGCCGUCGUCCCGUCCCCCCCCCGGCCCCGCCCACUGUGCCCAGCACGAGGGAGCGCGGCGCCCGCCGCUGCCCGUCCCCUCCCGCCUGGUUCCCCCGGCCAAGUCCCCGCUCUCUGCCCCCCCAGCCCGUCCUCCUCCCUUCCCCCCCUCUCUGGCAGGGGGUGGGGGGCGGUCCCGGCUGGAGCCGCAGCCCCGGGGUGACCUGGGAUAAUGUGCCUGUUUUAUAACUACUUCGAGCCUACCUCCAGAAUCCAGAAUCCCCUCACCCGGCCCCGGGGGUGGCCCCGGCCCCCGGCCCCCUCUCCCCCCGCGCACGCUCGCUAGCAGCUGGUAAGGCCUCGACGCCCCGGCCCCCUCCGCCCGGCCCCUGGCGGCGCCCCUCCCGUCUCACCCCCGCCCCGGGAUGUGCCGCUUCUCACCGUCGCUUUGGAGUCGAGGUUUUGUGUUUUGUUUUUUUUUCGUUUUUUUGUUGUUUCCUGUAUCCCAGACAUUAGUACAAUAAACAUUUUUACACAGAGGC
Molecule: messenger RNA, 2271 nt
Organism: Tachyglossus aculeatus (Australian echidna)
Lineage: Eukaryota; Metazoa; Chordata; Mammalia; Monotremata; Tachyglossidae
Gene: DPF2
Product: double PHD fingers 2
Exons: 12
Coding region: 38-1258 (406 amino acids)
Biological process (GO): nervous system development
Cellular component (GO): nBAF complex
Source: RefSeq, a predicted model, not a curated record